GCCCUGCCCCGCUGCCCGCCCUGGUGGCCGUCUGGGGGCGACAAGUCCUGGGAGAACCAGACGGAAGUGCCGCUGGGACUGACACGUGGACUUGGGCGGUGCUGCCCGGGUAGGUCGGCCUGGGCUGGGAGGCAGCCCCGGGACACAGCUGUACCCACGCCGUCUGAGCACCCCAAGCCCGAUGCAGCCAACCCCAGACGAGGCCCGGAGGGACAGGGCCGGGGACAGCCAGUGGUCCAGGCCCGAGUGCCAGGCAUGGACAGGGACGCUGCUGCUGGGCACAUGCCUGCUGUACUGCACCCGCUCCAGCAUGCCCAUCUGCACUGUCUCCAUGAGCCAGGACUUUGGCUGGAACAAGAAGGAGGCCGGCAUCGUACUCAGCAGCUUCUUCUGGGGCUACUGCUUGACGCAGGUUGUGGGCGGCCACCUCGGGGACCGGAUUGGGGGUGAGAAGGUCAUCCUGCUGUCAGCCUCUGCCUGGGGCUCCAUCACAACCGUCACCCCGCUGCUCGCUCAGCUGAGCAGUGCCCACCUGGCCUUCAUGACCUUCUCACGCAUCCUCAUGGGCUUGCUCCAAGGGGUUUACUUCCCUGCCCUGACCAGCCUGCUGUCACAGAAGGUGCGGGACAGUGAGCGAGCCUUCACCUACAGCAUGGUGGGCGCCGGCUCCCAGUUUGGGACGCUGCUGACCGGGGCAGUGGGCUCCCUGCUCCUGGAAUGGUACGGCUGGCAGAGCAUCUUCUAUUUCUCCGGCGGCCUCACCUUGCUUUGGGUGUGGUACGUGUACAGGUACCUGCUGAGUGGAAAAGAUCUCGUCCUGGCCUUGGGAGUCCUGGCCCAAGGCCUGCCGGUGUCCAGGCACAGCAGAGUCCCCUGGAGACGGCUCUUCCGGAAGCCUGCUGUCUGGGCAGCCGUCAUCUCCCAGCUCUCUGCAGCCUGCUCCUUCUUCGUCCUCAUCUCCUGGCUGCCCACCUUCUUCAAGGAGACCUUCCCCAACGCCAAGGGUUGGAUCUUCAACGUGGUGCCUUGGUUGGUGGCGAUUCCUGCCAGUCUAUUCAGCGGGUUUCUCUCUGAUCAUCUCAUCAAUCAGGGUUACAGAGCCAUCACGGUGCGGAAACUCAUGCAGGGCAUGGGCCUUGGGCUCUCAAGCGUCUUUGCUCUGUGCCUGGGCCACACCUCCAGCUUCUGUGAGUCUGUGGUCUUUGCAUCAGCCUCCAUCGGCCUCCAGACCUUCAACCACAGUGGCAUUUCCGUUAACAUCCAGGACUUGGCCCCGUCCUGCGCCGGCUUUCUGUUUGGUGUGGCCAACACAGCUGGAGCCUUGGCAGGUGUCGUGGGUGUGUGUCUGGGCGGCUACUUGAUCGAGACCACGGGCUCCUGGACUUGCCUGUUCAACCUUGUGGCCAUCAUCAGCAACCUGGGGCUGUGCACCUUCCUGGUGUUUGGACAGGCCCAGAGGGUGGACCUGAGCUCCACCCACGAGGACCUCUAGCCCCCAACCCCACAGCCUCUCCGAGGACCCAGGCACCGGCAGCCCCGGGACAGAGGGGACUCAGUGUGUGGGACUUGGUCACUUCAUGUCAGACGCAUGAGCAGAGAGGAACUGCUGUAGAGCCUGAAGCUCCUUAAGGAGAGUCCACACCAGCUGGCAGGAGGGUGGGGUGGGCCUGGGUCUGGACUAGGCUCGCUGCUCUGUGGGCCUCAGUUUCCCCACCUGCCAGCGGGCUCGGCCCUGUCCUCCUCACAGGCUGGUGUGGCCGUUCGGGUGAGUGGAGUUAUUGUUAGUCGGCGCAGCCUCAUUCCCACCACGAUCUGUUCUGCGUGGUUCUGCCAAGCCUCCCACAGUGCUGUGGGUCCCGCCAAGGCUCCCAUGCCUGCCGUGGGUCCCGCCAAGCCUCCUGCAGCCGCCAUGCUCUCCGCAAGCCUCCUGCAGCGCCCGCCUGCCAAUGUGAGGCUGGCACCAGGCUGCAGCCUCCCCAGCCCCAGCCCACUUUGCUGUGUCUCUGGCAGGACGUCCUCCGUAGUGGGAGCCGCCCUGUACGCUGUAGGAUGCUUAAAGGCAUCCCUGGCCUCCACCCACCCUUUGCCAGCAGCACCUACCCUCCCUCCUCCCAGUCAGACAACAGCCAGAAAUGUCUCCAGACUCUGCUCAGCCUCCCCCGGUAGCCACCCUCGAGACACGACCUCAGAGUCUCUGUGUCUCCCAGCAGCCUGACAGAGACCCCCAGGGCACGGGUGGGUGGCGGGUUAGAGACCCUUGCCCUUCUCUGGGACCCUGGCGCCGCUCUCUCCUCCUGUGGAUCCCUCUGCACUAACAGUGUUCUCAGUGGGCAGAUGCCUGGGCACCCCUUGGGCCCUGCCCAGCAUGGCCAUGGCACAGGUUCUCGAACCCGCAUGGCUUUCCCUGGCCUGGUGAUUCUGCUCUCCAGGGACAGCUGGCACCUUCCUCAGGGGCGGGCCCCAUGCACCAGAACACACAGACCCACCUUUCUGGCUUCCUUCCUUCCUUCCUUCCUUCCCUUCCUUCCCUUCCCUUCCUUCCCUUCCUUCCUUUCCCUUCCUUCCCUUCCUUUCUUUCUUUCUUUCUCUUUCUUUCCUUUCCUUUCCUUUUC
This is a messenger RNA of Rhinopithecus roxellana (golden snub-nosed monkey), 2612 nucleotides long. It is a transcript of the gene SLC17A9, whose product is annotated as solute carrier family 17 member 9. Gene Ontology annotation, molecular function: transmembrane transporter activity. The coding region runs from base 182 to 1492 and encodes 436 amino acids. The record is from RefSeq and is a predicted model, not a curated record. NCBI's taxonomy places the organism in Eukaryota, Metazoa, Chordata, Mammalia, Primates, Cercopithecidae. Gene Ontology annotation, cellular component: membrane. Gene Ontology annotation, biological process: transmembrane transport. The transcript has 13 exons.